Messenger RNA from Alternaria hordeiaustralica, 351 nucleotides. RefSeq lists its product as uncharacterized. The record is from RefSeq and is a predicted model, not a curated record. The transcript has 2 exons. The coding region runs from base 1 to 351 and encodes 116 amino acids. NCBI's taxonomy places the organism in Eukaryota, Fungi, Ascomycota, Dothideomycetes, Pleosporales, Pleosporaceae.
AUGGGAGAUCACAGUCAAGUCAUGCACGAAGAGGCGCUUGUUGCGCGCAUACUGUCACAGGCUCGUGCCAUCUACGGUCCUAAAUACCCCCAUGGCUCCACAUUCGAUGUCAUUUACAGCAGCAAGAUAUCUACAGGCAAGAACCUUGUCGUAUGGCUCAUCGUUUAUCCAAUGCCAGACAUUGCUGCCUUCAGGCCUGGAAAAGCUGUAUCGAACGAGUGGACUCCAGUUCUAAAGUCGCGGCGCAUAGACGAAAAAGGAACUGGCUCCACCCUUCAGCGAGGUUACCAAGAUCUUCUGGGGGAGCUACGUAACAUGAUGGUCGAGACUAUGGCUUCCAUGGGUAAGUAG